Molecule: messenger RNA, 5389 nt
Organism: Batrachochytrium dendrobatidis JAM81
Lineage: Eukaryota; Fungi; Chytridiomycota; Chytridiomycetes; Rhizophydiales
Exons: 7
Coding region: 1-5253 (1750 amino acids)
Molecular function (GO): lipid binding
Source: RefSeq, a predicted model, not a curated record
AUGGAUCAGAAUGCUGCCAGGGAUAGUGCUGUAGCACACACUGCUGAAAUGAUUGGCUCUCCAGCACCAACUCAAGAGCAAAUACUGGAGUCUGGCUCUGUCCAGCCCAGCGCAUCUACUCCAGAUCCACUGUUUAUCCAGCCUCCUGCCUACAAAGAGCCGUUAAACUCACUACGCAACCAACUUUCUAAUGAGCAUAUCAAGGCUAAUGCCAGAGCUGCCAUCUAUACUGCCUUGGUUGCUGAAUCCUCAGCAAACCCCUUGGUCACAGAUUCUAGCCAGCCUUCGUAUCUUCCUCCUCAAGUACCAUCGGAUAUCAAAAACAAUGAUGUCCAGCUUACUGGUAACUUGUUUGGGCCAGAUGGUGGCCUUCCACCUGCUAUUGUCAAAACGCUCACCAAUGUUUCCAAAACGGUUCAGACUCAAGUAGAUACUGUUCGAGACCUGAUUGACCCUUUUAUUCCGUUCGAGAAUAUUCUUGCAUCGAGUAUUGUUUUGGGCACAGUGGCUGUUACAUGGUUUCUCACGUAUUUUCGAUGGGGAUAUGGAUGGUAUGUUGUUGGCGGCCUAAUGCUUGCAGAUAUGUAUAGACGCAAUCAGUCUCGUCUAAAGGUCAAAAUUGCAAAGGAACUAUACAAACAAUCGGCCAUUCUCAAGCUUAAUGAUGAUACAGAACAUGUCGAGUGGCUCAAUCUUUUUUUGUCUAAAUUCUGGACUAUUUAUGAGCCUGAAUUGUCACAGCAGAUUAAAGAAACAGUAGAUGGUGUUUUGGAGUCGUCCAAACCCGCAUUUUUGGAUGAUCUCCGUCUUGUCAAAUUCACACUUGGAUCCAAUGCUCCUCGAAUUGAAUCCAUUCGCACAUACCCUGGAGCAGAGGCUGAUGUUUUGAUGAUGGAUUGGGAUCUCUCGUUUACGCCGUUUGAUGUUGACGAUUUGAGCAAGAAAGACAAGGCUAAUUCUGGCAUCUACAAUUUUCAUAUGGAACUUGUUGCUCGUAUUGGUGCUGGCCCUGCUUCAAUUCCACUUUCAAUAUUGCUCAAAGAAGUUGCAUUUUCUGGAGAGAUGCGAAUCCAGCUUAAAUUCAUCACUGCCUAUCCACAUAUUGGAAUGGUUGAAUUUGGAUUUUUAAAUGUUCCUCGUUUGGAUUUUAUUCUGCGACCUCUCAAAGGCAUGGAUCUGAAAGAUAUUCCUGGUCUAUCUACAUUUUUAGAAGACACCAUCAAUGGACAGUUGCGUGCAGCCAUUGUCAACCCAAAUAAGAUUUCUAUUGAUUUGGCAGCAAUGAUGAAUGCUGGCGAUAGUGCCGAUCGUCCCAUUGGUGUCUUGCGUGUAACUAUUUUUGACGCCAAGCAGCUGAAAAAUGUAGACAUUACUGGCAUUAGUGAUCCAUGCGCAGUGAUUAUUAUUGGCGGAAAAGAGGUUGCUCGCACCAAUAUCAUUGACAACAACCUCGAUCCUGUAUGGAAUGAGACUUUUAAUAUUAUUGUGUACAAAUCCACAUUUGGUCAGCUGGCGAGUCGCUCUGACGAAUUCAAAAUUGAUAUCAUGCACGUUAAUGCCUUGCAGCGCAAACUUAUUGGGUCUACACCAACACUACGACUUCAACGAUGGUCUCGCUUGCUUGACCCUGUUUCUGUAGAAGAGCUUCCUGAUGAUAUUCCUCCAGAGCUUAAAAGAGACCAAAUGCGUCCAAUGACCCGCAGCGAGCAUGAAUCACUUAUUUCUAAUUGGGGAACACCGCUGUCUGAGCCAAGCGACAUCAUCAAGCAACUAUCUCGUCCUGGUCAAAACGAAAAGCGCACUGGUCAACUCCGACUUGAUUUGUCUUACUUUCCUAUUCCUGAAGUUGCGCCAGAAGUACCGCUAGACUCUCGUGCUGGUGUUUUAUCCAUAUCUGUACAUCAAGCCAAAGAACUUGCUGCUUCAAAAUCUGCUUUCCCUGAAUGCUCCAUUGAAAUGGACAAUGUCGUGAUUGGUCGAACUUCGAUCAAAAAACAUACCAAUACCCCCACUUGGAAUUUUUCCUGUAAUACCUACUGCAAAAACAUUGACACUGCCAAAAUCAGAUUUGUUGUGACAGAGAGAGGAUCCAGUCUGGGUGAUUGUAAUGUGGAAGCAAACACACUCAUAAAACCUGAAAAGGACGACUGGUUCAAACUGUAUCACACUACUGGUGGCAAGCUUCGUAUCACUGCCAAGUUUAUUCCUGUGGACAUGCUACAUAUUACCACGGAUACUUCUAAAAUAAAGCGCAAAGAACCCUGUGGUUUACUUCGUAUCAAUGUUCGCAAAGCCGAGGCUCUAGCCAAUACUGAAGUGCUAAGAAAGUCGGAUCCUUACAUUAAAGUCAAUGCCGGAGGAAAGCCAUUUGGUGCUACGCAUGUCAGACAAAACACGCUUGAUCCAGAAUGGAAUGAGAUUUUUUAUUGUAUUGUUUCUACUCCAAAAGAUCCUAUUUUGUUUGAGGCGUUUGAUUGGAACGAGCUUCGAGGCGAUAAGAGGCUAGGAAAGAUUGAACUUCGAUUGGACAUGCUUUUGCCUGAUAAUCCGGAACUUGGUGGGAAUAAGCCGGAUGAAAAGUUGGCAGAAAUGAUCGAAUCCCUUACUUCUGACGGAUUCUCUGCUACUCCAACUUCUUCAUCAAAAGCAUCAAUUCGUACUCCACUUUAUCUUUCUAAAUCUGAUGAAUUGCCGAGUAAUGGUAAGGAUGAGCCCGAGGAGGAUGAAGAAGAAGCUAAAGCUGCCGCUGCCGCUGCUGCUACUGCUGCUGGUACAAAGUCCAAAUUCACUCCCGCAGCACUUUUCAAAAAAGAUAUGUUUAAAAUGCCAGUGCUUCCUACAAGCACUCCUAAAAUUCGUCAACGAGGACACUUAUACUUUGACGUUGACUACUUUCCCGUAAUUAAAGAUCGCGUUAUUCGUCCCCGUUCUGAGAACCCCGCUUUAUCCACAGCGAGUGCAGCUCGAUCGAGAUCUGCAAGUGAGACGGCUAAAAAAGACAAUGUUGACGCUACAAACCCUACAGCGGCUACUGGUAUCACUACUAUCCAAGAUGAUAUCAAGCUGGUUGAAAAGGUAGCUGAGACAAUCAAGGACGAUGCCAAAGAUAUUGUCAAGUCUGUAUCAAGCACAGAUCUUAAAGUUGAUGCUAAUCCUCCCACAAAAUCUGAAAUUGAACCCAUGAGUUCUUUGGCUAAGCGGAUUGUUGAUCAAAAUCGCUCUGGCAUUUUGCGAAUCCGAAUCACUGGUGCUAAACUGUCUCGACCUGCUCGUGCUUAUAUUGAGAUUCAUGUGGAUGGAACUGCAAUCUUUCGUACACGUACAUCUGAAGAAACCAUGAAUCCCAUGUGGCUCGAGGCCGCUGACAAAUUUAUCAUUGACAUGGAUACUGAUGCAUUCUUGAUAUUAAUGCGCCACCAAAUCGGCGAAGAGCGUAGUUCAAACGACUUUAUCUUGGCUCAAUGGCAAGGUGAUCCUGUUACUGAACUAAUUGGCACAUCACACGAGGAGUUGAAAAUGCGUCAGUACACUACAUCUGGUAGAUCAAAUGAUCAUCUGCCAUAUAUAGCAAGACUUAAGGCUGAGUUUUGGUAUGCUCCUGUCAACAUUGAUAUGGACAUUAGCUCUAAAUUCAACUCUGGUAUGCUGAAUAUUGACAUCAUCGAGGCCAAGGGACUUUCUUCAGCUGACCGGAAUGGUUUGAGCGAUCCUUAUUGUGUUUUUAAUAUCAAUGGCACUAGAAUUCACAAAACAAAGGUUCAGAAACAUACUCUUGACCCAGUGUUUAACGAACAGGUGUCCGUUGCUGUCAAGUCGCGAUUACGGUCGACUUUGGAAAUACAAAUGAUGGACUGGGAUGCUGUUGGUGCACAUACCUACCUUGGACGAGUUUUGAUUCAUUUGGCAGAUCUUCCUGCAUCAGAAGUUGUUAAUCAGGUGUACCCACUUGAAGAUGGCAAAGGCUCAGUUACUUUACGUUUCUUCUUUGUACCUCAGACUGUGGAUGAAAAAGGGUCUAAUUUGGAUCCUGAAUCAAGAUUGGAGGCUGGAUCACAAUCUGGCGUCGGCAAGUUUUACAAGGGCUUGACUACUUCGUUUGCCAACACUGCAGCCAAUACAUUCAUGUCUGGCUUUGGAAAGAAACCACAGACAGGUGGCGGUGCUGCUUCCAAAUCCACAGAUUUGCGGUAUGGACUCGAAGGUGGUCGACGACGUGAACUUUCUGGACCUAUUGAAUCUACACCUGUUGGUGCUACUGGUAGCGAACCAUCAUCUCGCCAAAUUCCUGCAGGUCCGCCGAGUAGGCGUCCUAUGGGAGUAUCUUCAAAUACUACAUCUGUAAAGAAUGCUUUGGAAACAACAGGAGUUUUGGAUACUGCUGCUAAUGUGACUGAUUUGGCGCAUGCCACUGUAGCAUCUGUGUCUGCUCAGUCUUCUGAAUUUCUGCUAGCAUCAGCCCAAGCAAUUGAAAAUCAUCCCGCAGUAAAAAAUGCCUCGUCAAUUGCUACUGGAUCUGCAGAAUCACUUUCUCAUCUUGCUAAUAGUUCAACAUCGGAAAAGUUUCCAGAAAUCUAUGUGCGUAGCCCAUCUCCCGUCAACCAAACACUUUCCUCGGUAGACAAUUUUACCGCUCAAGUUAUGAUUGAGAUUUUACAGGGUCGAGGUCUUACUGCUGUUGAUACCAAUGGCACAUCUGACCCGUAUGUCAGAGUCAUGCAGUACAAGAACAGCAGCGCGGAAUUUAAGACACUUCUUAAAACUGCUGUAAUCAAAAAGACGACAUCACCAGUAUGGACUAAUGAAUCUGUGGUGGUGCACUGUCCACCGCCAACAAUUCGGAUAGUCAUCAAGGACCACAACACCUUCAAAGGUAGUGUGGAUAUGGGUCAGAUUGGAUUGGACUUGUUUGGAUUAUUCAAGAAUACCAAUACUUUUGAUGAGUAUUUCCCUGUGGAUGGUGGUGAUGGUGAACUUCGUAUUCGUGGAACACUCAUAUCGAACGGAGUUGAUGCAAGUGAUACUGCCUCGAUGGUUGAAAAGAAACGAUCGUUUUUUGGAUUCAAAAAAAACUCUGAGCUGAACAAUUCCAAUGGAGGUUCACCUAUCGAGAUAGAUGCAAAACGUUCGACUCAUGGAAGCCUUUUUUCAGGAUUCAGGCGAUCAUCGGGUGCGAGUAUAGUAUCUGUUUCUUCUGUUCAACAAAAGUCUAGUAUGUCGUCCAUUCAGGAUAGCGUGGCACAGUCUGAGCACUGAAUCAACUCAUUUGCACCUUUUUGUCAUUGGGAAAUUUUGUUUUUACAGCCGCAUUCACGUAAAAUGCAACUUUUGUAUUUAUCUUGCAAUCAGAGCCUCUAUUUUGCUCGGCAAUAAACAAUGGUUAAACACUCGC